UCAUGCAGCCACAAGCGCAGGGAUCUAUUGGGACUCCGACGAAAGAAACACGUUUUACCUUUUAAUUUCUCCUUUUAGUUUGGCACGGAAUGAGCUGAGAGGACGCAUCUGGUGCAGCGCUUCUUCUGUGCAACUGGACGAUUCUGGUGGCAUGGUGUGGUAACAGGGAGACCCCGACAAGCACAGAUAUAGAGGUUACACUGUGCAUCAUGUUUGAAUGCAGAUAAUCAAUUAGAAAUAUACAUGAUUGUGCUGCUGCAGUGCUCAUAGCCUCAUUGGCUGUAGCAAGUCUCCUUUUGUUACAGAAGCCCGUUUGAAGCGGCCACCGUGCGCCAGAUUGACGGUGCAACUUAACGGACAAUCGCACCCCGGACCAUUGAGAGGGUUCGGAUGAGGUGGCUGAUCGGGCUGUUUGGUUCCAGAAAGCCAGCCAACUUUACAUCUAUUCCUUUCUUACAGCAGUGCCAUCGGGCAUUGCUCAAGAGAUGGCAAUGAGGUUGUUCUUCUUGGGAUUUAUACUCAGCUUGGAGAUAAUUUCUCCUAACGGUGUAACCAUAGGUCCUAAACCAGAUGACCUGUCCAAGACUUGCAACCCUAAGCAGUUUGUGUGUAAGGACCAGGUGACCUGUAUUUCCAAAGGCUGGCGUUGCGAUGGGGAAAAGGACUGUCCAGAUGGCUCAGAUGAAUCACCAGAUAUCUGCUCACACAACAGGGCGAACCAGUGUCCUGUUAAUGAACAUGGGUGCCUGGAUCUCGAUGUGUGCAUCCAUAUGAGCAAACUGUGCGAUGGAGUUCCUGAUUGUUCUGAUGGCUGGGAUGAGGGGCCACACUGCAGAGAAAAAGCACCAGACUGUGCCUCCCAUGGGUGCCAGUACCAUUGUGCAGUGACUCACGAUGGACCUCGUUGCUAUUGUAGACAUGGUUACGAGGUUGCUGCAGAUGGAAAAACAUGUAAAGAUUUCAAUGAGUGCGGUGUGUAUGGAACUUGCAGUCAGACAUGCACAAACACUGAUGGAAGCUACACCUGCAGCUGUGUAGAGGGCUACCUGCUGCAACCAGACAAUCGCUCCUGCAAAGCCAAAAAUGAACCAGUGGAUCGUCUACCUGUUCUCUUGAUUGCUAACCUCCAUGAUAUCCGAUGCACCUCCCUGAGUGGGUCCACAUCACGGCUCCCCUCUAUCCCCACCAAGCAGACAAUGGCUAUGGACUUUAUCUAUGCUGAAGAGACUGUUUGCUGGAUUGAUGUAGGCGAAACUCCUGCUGCCACCCAGCUAAAGUGUGCCAGCAUCCAAGACUUGAAGACAGUCAGUAACAUCCGCACCAUUAACAUCACUCUCAGUUUGCACCAUGUUGAGCAGAUGGCUAUAGACUGGCUCACGGGAAACUUCUACUUCGUUGAUGAUGUGGAUGACCGGGUUUUUGUCUGCAACAAGAAUGGCCAGACUUGUGUGACCCUGUUGGACCAAGAGCUGUACAACCCUAAAGGCAUUGCCUUGGACCCAACUAUGGGUAAAGUGUUCUUCACUGACUACGGGUCUACGCCAAGGGUGGAACGCUGUGACAUGGAUGGUCAGAAUCGGACAAAGCUUGUAGAUAGUAAGAUUGUCUUCCCUCAUGGUAUCACUCUGGACCUGGUUAGCCGACUGGUGUACUGGGCUGACGCCUACCUGGACUACAUCGAAGUGGUCGACUAUGAGGGGAAAAACCGACACACCAUCAUCCAGGGUCUGCUGAUUGAGCACCUAUAUGGUCUUACUGUAUUUGAGAAUUAUCUUUAUGCUACAAACUCUGAUGAAGGCAACCUCAACCCCAAAACCAGUGUGAUUCGAGUGAACCGUUUCAACAGCUCCGACUUCCAGGUGGUGACUCGUUUAGACCGGGGAGCUGCACUGCAUGUGUAUCACCAGCGACGGCAGCCUCAAGUGCGCAGCCAUGCAUGUGCCUUGGAUCAGUUUGGGAAGGCCGGAGGUUGCUCUGACAUUUGUCUACUAAGCAAUAGUCACAAAACCCGUACCUGUCGUUGUCGCUCUGGAUUCAGCCUCGGCAGUGAUGGCAAGUCUUGCAAGAAACCAGACCAUGAGUUGUUCUUGGUGUAUGGUAAGGGCCGUCCUGGAAUCAUCAGGGGAAUGGAUAUGAAUGCUAGGGUCCCUGAUGAGUACAUGAUUCCUAUUGAGAACCUGAUGAACCCCCGAGCUUUGGAUUUCCAUGCCGCCAGUGAAUUCAUCUACUUUGCUGAUGCCACCAGCUACAUUAUUGGCCGACAGAAGAUAGAUGGCACAGAGAGAGACACCAUUCUAAAGCAUGGUAUUCACACAGUAGAGGGGAUAGCUGUAGACUGGAUGGGAGGUAAUCUGUACUGGACAGAUGAUGGGCCUAAGAAGACUAUCAGCGUUGCCAGGCUGGAAAAAGCUUCACAGACCCGCAAGACUCUAAUUGAGGGAAAGAUGAGCCACCCUCGUGCUAUUGUUGUGGACCCACAGCAUGGAUGGAUGUACUGGACUGACUGGGAGGAGGAUCCCACAGAGAGCAACAGAGGAAAGAUCAAAAAAGCUUGGAUGGACGGUUCACAUCACCAAGUCUUCCUGACCAGCAAAACAGUACUAUGGCCCAAUGGCUUGAGCCUGGACAUUCCUCAGGGCAUCUUGUACUGGGUGGAUGCUUAUUACGAUCGAAUUGAGAUGGUUUAUCUCAACACCACAGAGCGGAAGGUUGUUUAUGAAGGCCAGGAGCUUAACCAUGCCUUUGGUUUAUGCCAUUACAAACAAUUUCUCUUUUGGAAUGAGUACCGGGGUGGCAGCAUUUUCAAACUGGACCAGGUCACUAAGACUGUCACUUUACUCCGCAAUGAGAGACCACCAAUAUUUGAGAUUAGAGUGUAUGAUGCACACCAGCAGCAGGGCUCCAAUGCAUGUCGAAUAAACAAUGGUGGCUGUAGCAGUCUGUGCCUUGCUAUUCCUAACGGCAGAUCCUGUGGAUGUGCUGAUGACCAAAUCCUCAAUGAUGAUAAUGCCACUUGCAAAGCCAAUCCCUCCUACGUUCCCCCGCCCAAGUGCCAGCCUGGGGAGUUUGCCUGCAAGAACAGCCGCUGCAUUCAAGAACGCUGGAAAUGUGAUGGGGACAAUGAUUGUCUGGACAACAGCGAUGAGGACCUUGAGCUUUGCCAUCAGCACACCUGCCCAGCUGAUCGAUUCAAAUGCAAGAACAAUCGCUGUAUCCCUCUGCGAUGGCUGUGUGAUGGUGACAAUGACUGUGGCAAUGAUGAGGAUGAAUCCAACACCACCUGCUCUGCUCGCACAUGCCCUCCAAGCCAGUACCCAUGUGCCAGUGGACGCUGUAUCCCUAUCUCCUGGACAUGUGACCUGGAUGAUGACUGUGGAGAUCGCUCAGACGAACCAGACUCCUGUGCCUAUCCAACAUGCUUCCCUCAAACCCAGUUCACCUGUGCCAAUGGCCGAUGCAUUAAUAUCAAUUGGCGCUGUGAUAACGACAAUGACUGCGGGGAUAACAGUGAUGAAGCAGGCUGUAGCCAUUCUUGUUCCAGUGUGCAGUUUAAAUGUAACAGCGGCCGCUGCAUCCCAGAGUACUGGACCUGCGAUAGCGACAAUGACUGUGGAGACUACAGUGACGAGACUCAUGCCAACUGUACCAACCAGACAACCCGCCCUCCUGGUGGCUGCCAUGUGGAUGAGUUUCAGUGUCGGAUAGAUGGCCUAUGCAUUCCUAUGCGCUGGCGCUGUGAUGGCGACACAGACUGUAUGGAUCUUAGUGAUGAGAACAACUGUGAGGGUGUCACCCACAUGUGUGACUCUGAAGUCAAGUUCAGCUGCAGAGAUUCUGCUCGCUGCAUCAGCAAGGCUUGGGUGUGUGAUGGUGAUAGUGACUGUGAGGACAACUCUGACGAGGACAACUGCGAGGCGUUGGUGUGCAAGUUAUCUCAUCACAUGUGUGCUACCAACGACUCCAUCUGCCUGCCUGCUGAGAAACUGUGUGAUGGCACCGACGAUUGUCCCGAUGGCUCUGAUGAGAAACUUUGCGACUUGUGCUCAUUGGACAACGGGGGAUGUAGUCACAAUUGCAGCAUCAUUCCUGGGGAAGGCUUUAUGUGCUCUUGUCCCUUGGGCAUGGAGCUGGGAGCUGACAACAAGACCUGCCAGAUCCAGAGCUUUUGUGCCAAACAUCUUAAAUGUAGCCAGAAGUGCGAGCAGGAGAAAUCCAGCGUCAAGUGCUCCUGCUAUAAAGGCUGGGAGCUGGAGGCCGAUAUGGAGAGUUGCAAAAGCACAGAUCCUUUCAAGCCUUUCAUAAUCUUCUCCAAUCGACAUGAGAUAAGGAGGAUUGACCUUCACAAGGGGGAGUUCAGUGUACUCGUACCAGGUUUGAGAAACACCAUUGCCUUGGACUUCCACCUCAACCAGAGUACCCUUUAUUGGACGGAUGUUGUGGAGGACAAGAUCUAUCGUGGGAAAUUGUCUGAAAAUGGAGCCCUGACCAGUUUUGAGGUGGUGAUCCAGUAUGGGUUGGCUACGCCAGAGGGCCUAGCUGUUGACUGGAUAGCAGGAAACAUCUACUGGGUGGAGAGCAAUCUGGACCAGAUUGAGGUGGCCAAAUUGGAUGGAACCAUGAGAACCACCCUGUUGGCUGGGAAAGUGGAGCAUCCAAGGGCCAUUGCCUUAGACCCUCGUGAUGGUAUCCUGUUUUGGACAGACUGGGAUGCUAGUCUGCCCAGGAUAGAGGCAGCCUCUAUGAGCGGGGAAGGCAGACGCACCAUCCACAAGGAGACAGGAAGUGGCGGCUGGCCCAAUGGGCUCACUGUAGACUAUAUGGAAAGACGUAUAGUCUGGAUUGAUGCCAGGUCGGAUGCUAUCUACUCUGCGAUGUAUGACGGCUCCGGACUGAUUGAAGUGCUGCGGGGUCAUGAAUAUUUGUCUCACCCCUUUGCUGUCACCAUGUAUGGAGGGGAGGUCUAUUGGACAGACUGGAGAACUAACACACUGGCCAAAGCCAACAAAUGGACUGGGCACAAUGUCACCGUAGUCCAGCGCACCAACACACAGCCCUUUGACUUGCAGGUCUAUCACCCAUCCAGACAACCUCAGGCUCCCAAUCCAUGUGCCACUAGUGAUGGAAAAGGCCCUUGCUCCCACCUGUGCCUCAUCAACUUUAACCAGAGCUUCUCCUGUGCAUGCCCCCACCUCAUGAAGCUGCAGCCUGACAAGCGCACCUGCAAAGAGUCCCGCAAGUUCCUUCUUUAUGCUCGCCAGAUUGAGAUCCGAGGUGUAGACAUAGACAACCCCUACUACAACUAUAUCAUCUCCUUCACUGUGCCGGACCUUGACAAUGUGACAGUGGUGGAUUAUGAUGCUGUUGAGCACCGUAUUUACUGGUCAGAUGUACGAACACAGACCAUCAAAAGAGCUUUCAUUAAUGGCACAGGGGUGGAGACAGUUGUUUCUGCUGACCUUCCUAAUGCCCACGGGCUGGCAGUCGACUGGGUUUCCAGAAACCUCUUCUGGACCAGCUAUGAUUCUAUUAAGAAGCAGAUUAAUGUGGCAAGGCUGGAUGGAUCCUUCAAGAACGCAGUCAUCCAGGGAUUAGACAAGCCCCACUGCCUGGUGGUUCAUCCUCUACUAGGAAAGCUUUACUGGACUGAUGGUGACAGCAUAAACAUGGCUAACAUGGAUGGUAGUAACAGGACAGUACUCUUCACUGAUCAGAAAGGCCCAGUGGGCUUGUCUAUUGACUAUGAAAAGGAGCAGCUAUAUUGGAUCAGCUCUGGAAACGGCACCAUAAACCGGUGUCAGCUGGAUGGAUCUAAAUUUGAGAUUCUAGAAAGUGCCAAAGGAAAACUUACCAAGGCUACAGCACUAGCUAUUAUGGGUGACAAGCUAUGGUGGGCUGACCAGGGAACUGAUCAAAUAGGAACGUGUGAGAAAAAGGAUGGUGGAAAUUGGAAAGUUUUGCGAAACAACACCUCUCCCAUGAUGCACAUGAGGAUUUAUGAUGAGGAUGUGCAGAAAGGUAUCAAUCUGUGUAGUAACAACAAUGGUGACUGCUCACAGCUGUGUCUGCCCACCUCUCCAACUACCAGAUCCUGCAUGUGCACUGCUGGAUACAGCCUCAAAACAGGACAACAGUCCUGUGAGGGUAUGGGCUCUUUCUUGCUUUACUCUGUCCACGAGGGAAUCAGAGGAAUUCCACUUGACCCAGCAGAUAAGUCUGAUGCCUUGGUGCCAGUGUCUGGCACCUCUCUGGCUGUCGGCAUUGACUUCCAUGCUGAGAAUGACACAGUCUACUGGGUGGAUAUGGGCCUAAGCACCAUCAGCAGAGCUAAGAGAGAUCAGACUUGGAGAGAGGAUGUGGUAACUAAUGGCAUUGGCAGGGUGGAGGGCAUCACUGUUGACUGGAUAGCAGGAAAUAUUUACUGGACUGACCAGGGCUUUGAUGUGAUUGAGGUGGCAAGGCUGAAUGGCUCAUUCCGCUAUGUGGUCAUUUCCCAAGGUCUGGACAAACCCAGAGCCAUAACUGUCCAUCCAGUAAAAGGGUAUUUGUUCUGGACAGAGUGGGGUCAGUAUCCUCGUAUUGAACGCUCUCUCUUGGAUGGCUCCCAGAGGUUGGUCAUGGUCAAUGUGAGCAUCAGUUGGCCAAAUGGAAUCUCCAUUGACUACGAGGAGGGUAUGCUGUAUUGGUGCGAUGCCAGAACAGACAAGAUUGAGCGCAUUAACUUGGAGACUGGAGAGAACAGGGAGCUGGUGCUGGCCAACAACAAUAUGGACAUGUUUGCUGUUUCUGUGUUUGAGGAAUACAUCUAUUGGAGUGACAGGACUCAUGCCAAUGGCUCCAUUAAGAGAGGCAACAAAGACAAUGCUACAGAUGUUGUGCAGCUCAGGACAGGCAUUGGUGUCCAACUAAAAGACAUCAAGGUUUUUAACAGGGUCAGGCAACAGGGCACAAACAUCUGCAAAAACAACAAUGGUGGCUGUGAACAGCUGUGUCUUUAUCGUGGAAACAAGGAGCGCACCUGCGCCUGUGCGCAUGGCAUGCUGGCUGAAGACAACCGCAGCUGCCGCGACUAUGACGGAUACCUGCUAUACUCUGAGCGCACCAUACUGAAAAGCAUUCACCUGUCCAAUGAAACAAACCUCAAUGCACCAAUAAAGCCGUUUGAGGACCCCGACCACAUGAAGAACGUCAUCGCCCUCAGCUUCGACUACCACGGCGGUGGAGGGAAAGGAGCCAACCGCAUCUUCUUCAGUGACAUUCACUUUGGCAACAUUCAGCAGAUUAACGAUGAUGGUACAGAUCGCAAGAUUGUUGUGGACAAUGUUGGGUCAGUUGAGGGCCUGGCAUACCAUCGAGCUUGGGAUACACUCUACUGGACCAGUUAUACAACCUCCACCAUCACUCGGCACACUGUGGAUCAGAGUCGCUCUGUGGCGUAUAACCGCAACACUGUAGUCACUAUGUCCGGAGAAGACCAUCCCAGAGCCUUUGUGCUGGACGAAUGUCAGGAUCUCAUGUUCUGGACCAACUGGAAUGAGCAGUCUCCAAGCAUCAUGAGAGCCUCUCUAAAUGGAGCCAAUGUGAUUGUGAUUGUUGGGAGUGACAUUAAAACUCCCAAUGGCCUGGCCAUAGAUCACCGUGCUGAGAAACUCUACUUCUCUGACGCUACGCUCGACAAGAUUGAACGUUGCGAAUAUGAUGGAAGCAACCGUUAUGUUUUGCUGAAGAAUGAGCCUGUCCAUCCGUUUGGUCUGGCUGUGUAUGGACAUUACAUCUUUUGGACGGACUGGGUGAGGAGGGCGGUCCUUAGAGCUGACAAGUACACAGGAGGAGAAAUGAAAGUGCUGCGUGCCGACAUCCCUCAGCAGCCUAUGGGCAUCAUUGCAGUGGCUAAUGACACCAACAGCUGUGAGUUUUCUCCUUGCCGAGCAAAUAAUGGAGGUUGCCAAGACCUUUGUCUUCCUACAUCUUAUGGACGGGUCAACUGCAGUUGUCGUGGAGAUAGACGUCUUCUUGAAGACAAUACCUGCGCUUCAUUGAAUAUGUCAUGUGGGAGUGUGGAUGACUUUGAAUGUGGAAACGGUGACUGCAUCAACUACAGCCUUACCUGUGACGGGAUGGCCCACUGCAAAGACAAGUCUGAUGAGAAGCAGUCCUAUUGUGCCAAUCGCAUUUGUAAGAAGGGCUACAGACGCUGUAUAAAUGGCCGCUGUAUUGGCCACCAGUUCUGGUGUGAUGGCACAGAUGACUGCGGGGACCAUUCAGAUGAACUGCCCUGCAACAUGACACUGUGCAAAGCAGGAGAGUUCCAAUGCAAAGAUGGAAGCUGUAUCUCCAACUACAGUCGCUGUGACCAGGUCAUCAACUGUGAGGAUGCGAGUGAUGAAAUGAACUGCCAACCUACUGAUUGCUCUAGAUUUUUCCGCCUUGGAGUUAAAGGAGCCUCCUUUCAGAGCUGUGAAAAAACCACUCCUUGCUAUCUGCCCCAGUGGGUGUGUGAUGGCAGCAAUGAUUGUGGAGACUUUUCUGAUGAGAGAAACUGCCCAGAUAAACGGAAGCAUAACUGUCCAGUCAACUUCUUCGCUUGUCCCAGCGGACGCUGCAUCCCUAUGAGCUGGACCUGUGAUAAGGAGAGUGACUGUGAGAAUGGUGCUGAUGAGACACAUUGUGAUAAAUUUUGUACAUCAACCCAGUUUGAAUGUGGCAACCACCGCUGCAUUUCAAGCCACUGGGUGUGUGAUGGCUCUGAUGACUGUGGUGAUGGCUCUGAUGAAGACCAGAAAUGUAAAUCCAAGACCUGCAGUCCUGAAGCUUUUCAGUGUCCAGGCUCUCAUAUGUGUGUGCCUCAACGCUGGAAGUGUGAUGGAGAUAAAGACUGUCCAGAUGGAGCUGAUGAGAGUGUCAAAGCUGGCUGCAUGUACACCAACAAUACCUGUGAUGUCAAGAAUGAGUUCAUGUGCCAGAACAGACAGUGUAUCCCCAAGCACUUUGUGUGUGAUCAUGAUAUCGACUGCUCUGAUGGGUCAGACGAAUCCCCAGAAUGUGAAUACCCAACAUGUGGUCCAGAGGAAUUUCGUUGUUCCAAUGGCCGUUGCCUCAACCAGAAGAGCUGGGAGUGUGAUGGAGAGUUUGACUGUCAAGAUCGUUCUGACGAAGCUCCCAAAAACCCUCGCUGCACAGACUCUGAGAGAACCUGUAAUGAAUCGGCUUUCAUGUGCCGCAAUGGGAAGUGUUUAAAUGAGACUCUGCUGUGUGACCGCAAUGAUGACUGUGGUGAUGGCUCUGAUGAGCUCAACUGUUUCAUCAACGAGUGUCUCAAUAGUAAACUGAGUGGCUGCUCGCAGCUCUGUGAUGACCUCAAGAUUGGCUUCAAGUGCAGGUGCCAUCCUGGCUUCCACCUGAAACGCAAUGGGAAGACGUGUGUGGAUAUAGAUGAGUGCACAACGACCUACCCGUGUUCUCAGCACUGCCUCAACACACAUGGCAGCUUCCACUGUCUCUGUGUGGAUGGUUUUGAAGUCAGCCCCAAUGACCCCACUAUCUGCAAGUCCACAUCCGAAGUGGAGCCCUACUUGAUCUUUGCCAACCGUUACUACCUGAGAAAACUUAACCUGGAUGGAUCCAACUACACUCUUAUAAAGCAGGGUCUCAAUAAUGCAGUAGCACUGGACUUUCACUAUGCAGAGCAGAUGAUCUACUGGACAGAUGUGACCACUCAGGGCAGCAUGAUACGACGCAUGCGCAUGAAUGGCAGUAACAUGGAGGUUUUGCACAGAACAUCCCUGAGUAAUCCAGACGGUUUGGCAGUGGACUGGGUUGGUGGAAACUUAUACUGGUGUGACAAAGGCCGAGACACUAUUGAAGUAUCAAAGCUGAACGGGGCCUACAGGACUGUGCUGGUUAACAGUGGCCUUAGGGAACCGCGGGCUGUAGCUGUGGACGUACGCUAUGGGUACCUUUACUGGUCUGACUGGGGUGACAACCCCCACAUUGGGAGAGUUGGGAUGGACGGCACUAAUAGAAGUGUCAUCAUAAAGGAUAAGAUUACUUGGCCAAAUGGACUAACUCUGGACUUCAUCAAUGACCGAAUAUACUGGGCAGAUGCAAGAGAGGACUACAUCGAGUUUGCCAGCCUGGACGGCUCUAACAGACACACAGUUCUUAGCCAAGACAUCCCUCACAUUUUUGCCAUGACACUGUUUGAGGAGUUCAUCUACUGGACCGACUGGGAGACAAAGUCCAUCAACAAAGCUCAUAAGACUUUGGGUACCAACAAGACCACCCUGAUCAACACCCUGCAUCGACCCAUGGACAUUCACAUUUACCAUCCUUACCGCCAGCCAGAGGUGCUCAAUCACCCUUGCCAGACGAACAAUGGCGGCUGCAGUAACCUCUGUCUUCUCUCACCUGGAGGUGGCUAUAAGUGUGCCUGUCCCACUAACUUCUAUCUGGCCAAUGAUCAGCGUACUUGCAUGUCCAACUGUACAGCCAGCCAGUUUGUGUGCAAGAAUGACAAGUGCAUUCCUUUCUGGUGGAAAUGUGACACUGAGGAUGACUGUGGCGACCGAUCAGAUGAGCCAGCAGACUGCCCAACGUUCAAAUGCAGGCCAGGACAGUUUCAGUGUAGCACUGGUCUGAUCUGUACCAACCCUGCAUACAUCUGUGAUGGAGACAAUGACUGCCAGGACAAUUCAGACGAGGCCAACUGUGAUAUUCAUGUUUGCCUGCCCAGCCAGUUCAAGUGUUCCCAUCCAAACCGCUGCAUCCCAGGCAUCUUCCGUUGUAACGGCCAGGACAACUGUGGAGAAGGGGAGGAUGAAAAGGACUGCCCUGAGGUUACAUGUGCACCCACCCAGUUCCAGUGUGCUAUCACCAAACGCUGCAUACCCCGCCUCUGGGUGUGUGACCGGGACAACGACUGUGUGGACGGAUCUGAUGAACCUGCCAACUGCACCCAGAUGACUUGUGGUGUAGACGAAUUUCGAUGCAAAGACUCAGGACGUUGCAUUCCUGCUCGCUGGAAGUGCGAUGGCGAGGAUGACUGUGGUGACGCGUCAGAUGAACCAAAAGAAGAGUGUGCUGAGAGAACAUGUGAGCCUUACCAGUUCAGAUGUAAGAAUAACCGCUGCGUACCAGGACGCUGGCAGUGUGACUAUGACAAUGACUGUGGAGACAACUCUGAUGAAGACAAAUGUAUGCCUCGACAAUGUUCAGAAAGUGAGUUUGCCUGCAAAAAUGGCCGCUGUAUUGCUGGGAGAUGGAAGUGUGAUGGAGAUCACGACUGUGCUGAUGGAUCUGACGAGCAUGGCUGUGAUCUGAAGUGUGACAACGACCAGUUCCAGUGUAAGAACGGACACUGUAUUCCAAUCCGCUGGCGAUGUGACGCCGACCCUGACUGCAUGGACGGCAGCGACGAGGAGAACUGUGGUGGUGCUGCUGAGCGUCACUGCCCUGUGGAUGAGCUCCAGUGUAACAAUACUCUGUGUAAACCACACGCCUGGAAGUGUGAUGGAGAGGAUGAUUGUGGAGACAAUUCUGAUGAGAAUCCAGAAGCAUGCAGAAAGUUCCUGUGUCCACCCACCAGAGUGUUCCGCUGCCAAAAUGACCGUGUGUGUUUACAAAUGUCAAAGAGGUGUGAUGGUGUUGAUAACUGUGGUGACAACUCAGAUGAACUGAACUGCGAGGCUGCUCCAGGUACUCCCACAUGUGAAAAGGAUGAGUUCUUGUGCUCUAAUGGUCGAUGCAUCAGCUCUACUCUGCGCUGUAACUUCUUCAAUGAUUGUGAAGACUAUGGCUCUGAUGAAAUCAAGUGCAAGACAGACACAAAGCUGAAUGACUGUCGGAAUAACAGGACACAGUGUGGCGACGGAGACGAGGCCCACUGCGUCACCAAUGGCACAGACUCCUUCUGCUCCUGCAAACCAGGUUUUGAGAAGAUAGGACACCACACCUGUGGAGAUAAGAAUGAGUGUCUUCAGUUUGGAGUGUGUUCUCAAAUCUGUAACAACACCAAAGGCUCCUAUAAAUGCAGCUGCCAUAAGUAUUUUACCAGGAUCCAUAACACCUGCAAGGCUGACAACAGGAACAGCAGUGGACAAAUUCUCUAUAUAGCUGAUGACAAUGAAAUCCGGAGCUUGGACCCUGGUAUGCAGCACUGGCGUUACGAGCAAACCUUCCAGGGCGAUGCCAGUGUACGCAUCGAUGCUAUGGAUCUUCAUGUCAAGACAAACCGCAUCUUCUGGACCAAUUGGCACACCGGCCGCAUCUCAUCUUAUGAACUCCCCGAGCCAUCCACAGCAUUACCUUCCACAAACUCUCACCGAAACAGACGCCAGAGCGAAGGCAGGAUUACCAACCUGCAGAUCAAGGAGCUGAAGAUGCCCCGUGGCAUAGCUGUGGAUUGGGUGGCAGGUAACCUGUACUGGACCGACUCAGGUCGAGAUGUAAUUGAAGUGGCUCAGAUGUCAGGCCAGCAUUGCAAGACUCUCAUCUCUGGCAUGAUAGAUGAGCCUUAUGCUAUUGUAGUGGACCCACAGAGAGGGACCAUGUACUGGGCAGACUGGGGAAACCAUCCUAAAAUUGAGACUGCUGCGAUGGAUGGCACUCUGAGACAAACUUUAGUCCAUGAGAACAUCCAGUGGCCUACAGGUUUGGCAGUGGACUACUUCAACGAGCGUCUUUACUGGGCUGAUGCUAAACUCUCAGUCAUUGGCAGUGUUCGUCUGGAUGGCAAUGAUCCAGUCAUCGCUGUCUCUAGCAUCAAAAACAACCUGCUCCAUCCCUUCAGCAUAGACAUCUUUGAGGACUACAUAUAUGGAGUCACAUACAUGAACAACUUUGUCUUCCGUGUCAACAAGUUUGGGAAAGGCCCUAUGGAGAAUCUCACCACAGGCAUCAAUCAUGCCACUGACAUAGUGUUGUACCACCGUUACAAGCAGCCUGAGAUGACUAACCCAUGUGACAAGAAAAAGUGCGAGUGGCUGUGUCUUCUCAGCCCCAGUGGACCAGUUUGCACCUGCCCAAAUAACUAUGUCGCUGACAAUGGCACAUGUGUGGAGAGAACGAGCCCCACCCAGUCACCGUUUUCUCCACCCUCAGGACCCUGCAGUAUUCAAUGUCAGAACGGCGGGAGCUGCUUCCUCAACGCCCGUCAGGUGGCCAAGUGCCGCUGUCAGCCCAGCUACACUGGCGAGCGAUGUGAAAUCAACCAGUGCAGAGACUUUUGCAAGAAUGGGGGUACCUGCACUGCUUCUCAUACAGGUGCACCAACUUGCAGAUGCCCUAAGGGCUUCACGGGACCCAAUUGUAACCUGCACACUUGCCAGGACUACUGCCUGAAUGGAGGCAACUGCUCUGUCAACAUGGGCAACCAACCAACCUGCAGCUGCCCGCCACAGUAUCGGGGAGACCAGUGCCAGUACAGUAAAUGUGAAGAUUUCUGCCAAAACAGUGGAACCUGCUUACAAACUUCCAAUGGCACCAAACUAUGUAAGUGUCACUCUCAGUAUAUGGGACACCAGUGUGAGCUGGACAAGUGUCAGUUCUGUGGAGUGGGCAAGUGCUUGAGGCCAAACUCAGGGGAAAUCUCAUGCAGCUGUCCCAAUGGUCAGACCCAGCCCAGCUGCUACACCUGUUUGGACUACUGCAUGCAUGGACAAUGUUCAGUUGACUCUCGCACACUGCUGCCUCAGUGCAGGUGUCCUGCUGGAUGGAUGGGAUACAGAUGUGAGGUUGCUUCAAGUAGAAGUAGUAGUACCGCCUCCAUCACCAUCCCAGUACUUCUGCUGCUGCUGCUGGCACUGCUGGUGGUCGGUGCCAUCUUGUGGUACAAGCGGAGAAUGCGCGGUGCAAAGGGCUUCCAGCAUCACCGAAUGACAAAUGGAGCCAUGAAUGUUGAGAUUGGGAACCCAGCAUAUAAAAUCUAUGAAGGAGAUCCUGAUGAUGAUGCUGGGGAGCUUCUAGAUUCAGACUUUGCUUUGGACCCAGACAAGCCCACCAACUUCACCAACCCAGUGUAUGCCACCCUGUACAUGGGUGCCCACAACAGCCGCAACUCUCUGGCCAGCACAGACGAAAAGAAGGAGCUUCUCUCCCAGGGUGACGAGGACAUGAGUGACCCACUGGCAUAGAGCUCAGCUUGGAUUGAACUCUGACAUCAUUGCCCUGCCUUUCCUAAACCAGUGCUGAGCCAACAAGCUCUCUCAUAUUAUGCCUUUACCGACUGAAAAGAAAAGCAACAAAAGAAAAAGGAAAAAAAAGCAAGAACACUGUAUAAAAUGUAUAAAUGAAGAACUACUUUUUUAAGUGAUUGCAGUAUUAUAUUUUGUUCUUUGACAAAACAAAAAAAAUCUCUGGUGAUGGAAAAGGAACCAUUUUAUAGACAUUCAUUCAAUUCUUUUUAAUUUCGCUCACCUCCUCACAACUCUCCCUCCUCUCUUACACAUAUAGCCACUACCUCUGUGCAAAUGUAAAAGAUAGAGAGAAACAAAUGGUUGUGGAACAAUUUUUUUAUUAUUAUUAUUAUUUUUGUAUGAAUUGUAUAGGAGAAAAGAGAGUAUUGCUCCAUCCUAGAAAAAGUUGCCAAGUCUUAUGUUCAUAAAAGAGAGAAGUGUCAGUGCUCACUAUGAAUGCUUCCUGGAUGCUGGUUCAGCUCAGUCAUUCCACUUUCUGUGCACAUGUAUGUUCGCUGCUGGUGGUCUACGGAGAGACCAAGACUCACAGGAAUGCGACGAUUAACUGCACAUGUAAACAUGAAGGACUCAGCAACUACAUUCAAGUGAUUGUCUUUUACCUCCUUGCACAGACUAAAGUUAUAUAUUUCCAUAUAUAUGAACCUAUUAACAAAGUGUCUUGAAAUUAUACCCAGGAAUACAAACAUCAGUAACAAAUAGCAGUCUGUACUUUUUAACCUUUUAUGGAUUUUUUUUUAUUUGUUUUUUUUUUUUAAUCAUUGUGUAAUUGACAUACUUUUUGUCAGCAAUGAAUGAGUCAAUGGCAGUGCGCGAGUGCAUGAAGAUGAUUGUAAUUAAGUCCACAUUCCAGGAUGAAAAGUCUGGGAUGGAUUUCCGUGGCCUUGGUUUAGCUUACUGCAGGGCACUCUGGACAGGAGCUAUGAAACUGCUUCAGAAUAUUCUCUAUGGGAGUGGAGGCGAGCGUCUGUGAAUUCACUGAAAACAAAUCGAUGACCAAUUAUUAGCAGAGAAUGGUUGCAUUUAGCUUUUGUUCAACGUCUUUUGAUUGUAAACAUACUUUUCAGGAAGGGACAGAAAGACCUAUUGAUGGUACAAACUUCUGUGGGAGAUUAAAAAUUCUUUUUUUUUUUUUUAUUUCUUUCCUCCGUCUGUACUUGCAUGUAAUUUAGGUUAAUGCUCAUUAAGUGCAUUCCCAGGAAGGAGACUGUUCAGCUUCCUGAUGAUCUUUCUUUUUAAACUUUUUAAAAUACUUUUUCUUUUGCUUUGCUGCUAACCAUCUAUCUGUCAGCCUGGUUUUUAGUCUUGACAGUGUUGGUCUCUGUUUUUCACUGCUCAGCACGCUGCUUUUAUCAGCCAUACCUGCCAUAUCACACUGCAUGGUGCUGUCACACAUCCUCGACCCAGAGAAAACUGUCUUCAACCCUCUCAUAUUAACAGUAUUCAUCACAUUCCUUUUUUUUUUUACCUUAAAAACAUUUUGCUCUGUUAAAAUUUCAAAUGACCAUGUAUAUUGGAGCAAUCAUGUUUCAGUUGGAGGAUUUCUUUUGGUGGCCAAAACCCACAUAUUUGUGGUUCUGAUUGUUUUGUUAUGAUUCCAUUUCUUUUUGAUAUAAGAAAUUAAAUGGAUUUUUAUAGUU
This is a messenger RNA of Melanotaenia boesemani (Boeseman's rainbowfish), 15826 nucleotides long. RefSeq names its product low-density lipoprotein receptor-related protein 1-like. Bases 486 to 14126 code for a protein of 4546 amino acids. Lineage: Eukaryota; Metazoa; Chordata; Actinopteri; Atheriniformes; Melanotaeniidae. The record is from RefSeq and is a predicted model, not a curated record. The transcript has 89 exons. Gene Ontology annotation, molecular function: calcium ion binding; protein binding.